AUGUCGUCCGCAGACGAGAAGACCACCUUUGGUGCCGUCGUUGAGACCCACCUCUCCCGACCAACUCCCCAACACCUCGACACCACCUUCUCGCAAGCCUCGCCCAUCUCCAAUUUCAAUUCGCUUCCCACCACUCCGACCAAGCUUGACCACGACCCGGCGAAUCCCUACUUUGCAGGUCACAGCAAUGGAACCGAGCACGGCGCGUUCAGCAAGACGCACCUCGAUGCCUACGCCAGCGACGUCGAGGCUGGUACGCCUCUUUCGACCGCUACAACUGUUCAGCUGAAGGGCUCAGUCGAUGGUCGACUCAAGGAGUGCAGCAAAAUGAGCAUGUGGCCCUCGAAACAGUCGCUCAUUGCCGAUGCCAAGGCUGCGAAGAGACAGCGCCGCUGUGGAGGCCACGACCCUAUGAGGAACCUAUCCAAGAAACAGAAGCUCACUGCGAAGAUUCUCAUUGCGCUUCUGGCAGUUGGCCUGGCUGUCGGCUUGGGUGUGGGCAUUAGCAGAGCUGUGGGUGGUGGCAUCUGGUCCGGCGAUCAUAAAACAAAGUAUAUUCCUAACGAUCAGGGCCAUUGA
This is a messenger RNA of Pseudovirgaria hyperparasitica, 579 nucleotides long. RefSeq lists its product as uncharacterized. NCBI's taxonomy places the organism in Eukaryota, Fungi, Ascomycota, Dothideomycetes, Acrospermales, Acrospermaceae. The coding region runs from base 1 to 579 and encodes 192 amino acids. The record is from RefSeq and is a predicted model, not a curated record. The transcript has a single exon.